This is a messenger RNA of Dermacentor albipictus, 3672 nucleotides long. Lineage: Eukaryota; Metazoa; Arthropoda; Arachnida; Ixodida; Ixodidae. The record is from RefSeq and is a predicted model, not a curated record.
CUCAUUUCGACAAUGAAGAUAACGAAAACGGAAUUUGACAAUAGAAACACAAAUAACGAGCUUGACGUUAAGCGAAAAAGACAAUCCGUCCAGCAGGUACUCGAGUUCGGCAUGUGUUGUUGUUGUUGCCUCAAAAGAUAGCAUAAACUUGAGUGAACAUUGCUGCUACUCGCCUCUUCUUCACCGUCUCAUGCUUGUCUCAGCACUUCCGUGUUGCAACUGCGGUUCUCCUUUUCAACAUUCCUUCGCGGUGUUUCUCGCAAUUUUUCCAAACACAGCAGCAUACGACGACGAAACAGCAAGUAACUAGUAGCAAAUGCUUACGCAUAAUUUAGAUAACUUCCACAUGAGAUUCUGCGUGUAAUUUUUGUCAGUUCGUUCGAGCUACGUUCAAAGCUCAUCAUCAUCAGUACCGGCACGCGCUGCGCCGCUCUAUUCACGUGCGUCCAGCAAGAAGAUCGUGGAAGCCCAGUAGGACGGACCAGGCCUAGAUCGUUCACCCGGUGUACCUUGCUCGCUGAGCGCCAUGGAGUCCACGCACAACUCGGCCACCAGCCGCCACAAGUCCGCGAAGGCCUCACGCCGCGCUCGCAAGCGGCGCAAGUCUUUGGCCUCGACGCUGUCAAAGUCGUCGAAGAGCGAAGACGAUCGGCCGGAGGUGAAGGCCUCGCCCGGGCCCGUUGCCGAAGCCAUCACGGUCCCUUCGUCGGUCACGCCGCUGACCGCCCAGCCGUCUCCGACCCCUCCUAAAAAGCCCGAAGACGCCGUACCGUCGGAGUCUGCAGCAAUGGUCGCCGCCUUCACCGAGUCCCCCGCCGUCGCCGUCGGUGCGUCGGCGCACUUGGCUUUCGACGACACUCUGCGCGUGGAAGAGCCGGUGGUUGUGGCGUCGCCGCUGUCCCCGCCCGUGAUCCCUGCCAAGACCGCGAGCGACCAGCAGUCCGUCGCAGCCGAGACCGGGAGUGCAGAACCGCACCCUGGACCUUCCCUCGUCGCCAAUGCUGCGGCGGCCGACGACGUGCACCAUCGCAUUCCCAUUGGCCUGCAGGCUCGGCUGCGAUCGUCGGACGCUGCACCUGCGGCGGCCUCCGCGCAAGUUCCCUCCGCGUCUAAAACGCGCAAGCGGUCGUGCGGUCAGCUGGUCCUGAGCGCCCUGCCGCACGUCCUGCUCGCGGUAUUCGUCCUGGCCGCGGUGUUCGCCGCGGUGACCAUCCUGACCCCGAAGCCGAGGCCGCACGACGUGUGCCGCAGCCACGCGUGCGUCGAGUACUCGGGCCGGCUGCGGCGCUCGGUCAACCUGCUGAUCAGCCCGUGCGCCAGCCUGACGCGCUUCGUGUGCGCCCACUGGCACCAGCACGACGACCUGGGAGUGCGGCCGGGCGUCGUGGAAGCGGCCCUGGGCCGAAUGUCCCGCCUGGCGCUCUCCCUGCGCGGGCCGUCGCCCCGGCCCCGGAGCGCGGCGCAGUUCGGCGCCGCGUUCUUCCACAGCUGCAACGCUGUGUUCAGGGGCGUGCGGGACGAGCUGGACAACGCGAAACGAGCGCUUGCCGAGGCAGGCAUCACGUGGCCGCACCGACCGCCGGAGGAACCGGACGUGCUCCACACGCUGCUGUUCGCCGCCAUUCGUCUCGGAUGGCCGGCCAUCUUGCGCGUCGACAUCCUCGGCUCCGGCGACGACCCGCAGCAGCCGGGACAAAGGGAGCACACCAUCGCGUUGUCGCCAUCGCGUGAGUUCACAAUGCUGGCUCGGAAGCACGCCUCCCUGCCGGAAGCCGCGCUGUCACGGAAUGCGUACUUCUCCCUGCUCAGGGACAGCUUCACCUCUGGCGCGGUUGAGGCCGUUAGCUUCGACACGACUGAGAAACUGGACGCCACGUUUCUCGCCCUCCUGUCCGCCAACCUGCGCACGUCCCAUCCGCGGCUCGAACACCUGGAGGCCGGCGAUCUGUUCUCUGGCGAAGUGGUGCCAGAGUCUCGCUGGCGAAGCGCCCUGGCUGCCUACGGUGUCUCGCUGGGGGAAGGGCACCGCCUCCUCGUGCGCAGCGAGAACGUCGACUUCGUGCAUGCAUUUAUCGACACCUGGGAGACCAUCGGAGAGGCGGACACGCACGUCUUCCUCUCCUGGUGCACGGUCCAGCUGGCUGCACUGUUCACGCGGCGGUCGCUCAUCGUGAGCUUCUACGGGAGCCACAGGGGAGCCCAGCUGAUGCACGGCGCCUUCUGCCUGGCGCGCACCUACCUGCUCGCCGGCGACGCCGCGUUCGCCGGCUACAGCGCCGACGUCCUGUACGCCGGCUCGCGGAGACAAGCCGAAGCGCUGGCCGCGAUGGUCCGGCAGCAGUUUCGCAGCAGCCUCGCCCAGUGGCUGCACCGAAACGGGAACGUGACCAUCGUCGCCGACUGGAACUCGACGGACGUCAUGUUCAGGAUCGUGGCAGCUGCGAUAAGGGUGGCCGACGGUGGUCUCAUGAAUCACACCCAGCUCCAUUAUCCGGACACUGGCGACUCUCUGGUCGCGAACUGGCGCAAUGCUGUCGCUGCCGGCCGCACAGUGGUGUCACCGUCGCGAUCGUCCCUCCUAACGGCGCUAGAGGCGCUGGCCUUCCAUGCAGAGGUCGAUAACGACUUCGUGCUACUUCCGUACGCCUUCUCGUUUCCGUUAUACGACGCCGAUGCCCUGCUGGCGAUCAACUACGCUGGACUGGGAGGCCAGGUUGCGCAGGCUCUCGGUGAACUGUUCUUGAAGGCAUACCGCAACAGCUCAUCCCAGGCAAUGGAGUCCAUCAGCCAAUUCACGAAGUGCCUGGCCCUCAACAACGUCACUACGCUCCACGCGGAGGCACAAGCGCUACAGGUGCUGUCUUUCAGCGUGCUCUUCGAUGCGUACAGGGCCGCGGCAGGGGCGGACGACCGUCGUCUGGUGGGCUUCGAGGAGCUCACGCCAGCGCAGCUUUUCUUCGUGGCGUCCUGCUACGCUCGGUGUCCCGGAGCUGCCUCCUCCACGCACCCGUCGUCGGCCUUCCCGUUACUCGACGCGGCACCCGAACCCGACUGCGACGCCCUCUUCCAGCGCUCGGGUCACUUUGCGCGUGCCUUCGGGUGCGACCGCCAGGCUCUCGUCAACGCCGGCGACGAGUGCAAGCUGUAGCGUUGAAGCACCACGCCUGCGUACUUCUACAGCCGGUGUCGUCAUACGUUCGCCGUGGUGCUUCUAUAUAACUGUUCCGCAUAUAAGGCCGACGACAGCUGUGACCAGACAUUUGCGUUUCUAACAAAGCUUAAUGUAGUGGGCAUUGGGAAGCGAAAGGGGCGAUAUGUGAUGCUUCCCAUGCCGUACAUACCUUCAGGUCGCACCACCAAAAAUUAGUCCAUAGGAUGCGUCGCUCAGGAUUGUACCUAUCUGCACGUCCUCGAACAAAAGCCUGUAUAUAGCUUGUGUUUUCUUUUGCGCUCAUGUUGAGGAAGUGUUGCAUAACUGUUCGAGUUCACAUUGGACUUUAUAUUCGGUUUGACUUGGCAUCACAAAUGCCUCGAUUAUUCGUUUUUCUCAACUUUGUAAUUUACGCGCGCUACUGUAUACAGCCUGGGCGCGUGCGGUACGUAAUUGUAGUUGCGCACGCGUUCAUGUGGUUUAAUAUUGCGUAGCCAAAUGAAGGCUCAAAUCUGCUCGAA